AUGGAGCAGGGUGCAGGAUGCAGAUGUCCAGAUGACGCGGUUGCUGCCGUUGCGAGAGUGGUCGUUGCUGGGGCUGGAGCCGAAGACGAUGCAUGGCAGUUGCAUGAUGUGCAUAGUCUGAGUCGACGAACCGGAAGACGGGAGAGAUACAAGCAAAGUGAGAUAUAUCAGCUCGAUCAGCUCAAUUCUCCCUUGUCUGAGACAGCUGAAGCCUUUUUACUUUUAAAGAUGCCAGCACCGAUCGAUCUCGCCGUGUCCUUCCUCGCGGCUCAGGUUUCCGUCCAUUAUCAAGAUGGCCAGAUGGAGGCUUAA
Nannizzia gypsea CBS 118893 is the source of this 312-nucleotide messenger RNA. RefSeq lists its product as hypothetical. The coding region runs from base 1 to 312 and encodes 103 amino acids. The transcript has a single exon. NCBI's taxonomy places the organism in Eukaryota, Fungi, Ascomycota, Eurotiomycetes, Onygenales, Arthrodermataceae. The record is from RefSeq and is a predicted model, not a curated record.